GUCAUUCAAAUUUCAAAUUCAAACUCGAAAUAGGGUUUCGAAAAUCAAAAUCACUCAAAUCGAGAUGGCUUCAUCGGCGGACAUGAAGGGAUUCUACAAGCAGAAGAAGAAAAAUGCAGGAAUCAGUAAACCUUCGUCUACCAAAUCCAAAUCGAAGUCCAAAAACGCUGCGAGUUUUGGAGCGAGUGUCGCUCAACCUCCUGCUCUUGUAGCCCAUGGUUCUCUUGAUCUUCAAGAGAAUCGCGAUGCAAAUGAAGAGGUAUUAAGGCAAUUUGACAUGAACAUGAUGUACGGGCCAUGUGUUGGGAUGAAGAGAAUUGACCGCUGGAACAGGGCUUCUUCACUGGGGUUGAGCCCGCCUGAUGAUGUUUAUCGUCUCUUGACGUCUGCUGCAAGUGAGGUUUGUGCCGACUCCUUGUGGGAUGCUCGUGUUUGACCGUUGUAACAAGUCAACAAAAUACACACAAUGUGUGCUAUUAGGCUUUGUUGUCGUAGUCCAAAAAACCUUUCUGUUUGUUGCCCUGUACAGUCUCUAGCUGUCUAGGGUGGUUUGUCGUGCUAUGUUGAUCUUGUUAUGGUUAAUCUUUAUGUUUUAAGCUAAGUAUCAAUGCUUUUGAUUUA
Helianthus annuus (common sunflower) is the source of this 621-nucleotide messenger RNA. RefSeq lists its product as uncharacterized. The transcript has 2 exons. NCBI's taxonomy places the organism in Eukaryota, Viridiplantae, Streptophyta, Magnoliopsida, Asterales, Asteraceae. Gene Ontology annotation, cellular component: delta DNA polymerase complex. The coding region runs from base 65 to 436 and encodes 123 amino acids. Gene Ontology annotation, biological process: DNA-templated DNA replication; DNA synthesis involved in DNA repair. The record is from RefSeq and is a predicted model, not a curated record. Gene Ontology annotation, molecular function: DNA-directed DNA polymerase activity.